Kogia breviceps (pygmy sperm whale) is the source of this 3241-nucleotide messenger RNA. NCBI's taxonomy places the organism in Eukaryota, Metazoa, Chordata, Mammalia, Artiodactyla, Physeteridae. The record is from RefSeq and is a predicted model, not a curated record.
UGCCACCUGGUUACCAUGAUGACAGCCAUGUGGGGUCAUGCUCCCCAACCCCAAGUUCGAGGCCCCCCACCACCCAGGCUCUCUGGAGGUUCCCUAGCAACAGACCCGGUGUUGGGGCACCAGCCGGCGGGAGGGAGCCAGGCCAGCUGGUGGUGCCGGCCAAUUUUAGCUCCCGCCCCCGGCCCCUGAGGGCCUUGUCACCCACUGCCCCAGCUGCCCCUUGCAGGGGUCCCUCAGCCACGCUGCCUUCAGUGGGGUGCCAGCCCAGCCCCAGUUGGCUCCCCUCGUACCACCUGCUGGGGAUUCUUCUCCAAGCCCUUAUCUGGCAUGGCACCCUGGGCAUUGGCCGCUCCUCGGACAAGGGACCGUCCUGGUCCAGCCGCUCCCUGGGUGCCCGCUGCCGGAACUCCAUCGCCUCCUGUCCCGAAGAGCAGCCCCAUGUAGGCAACUACCGCCUGCUGAGGACCAUCGGGAAGGGCAACUUUGCCAAAGUCAAGCUGGCCCGGCACAUCCUUACCGGCCGGGAGGUGGCCAUCAAGAUCAUCGAUAAAACCCAGCUGAACCCCAGCAGCCUGCAGAAGCUGUUCCGAGAAGUCCGCAUCAUGAAGGGCCUAAACCACCCCAACAUCGUGAAACUCUUCGAGGUGAUCGAGACAGAGAAGACCCUGUACCUGGUGAUGGAAUAUGCAAGUGCUGGAGAAGUGUUUGACUACCUCGUGUCACACGGCCGCAUGAAGGAGAAGGAAGCUCGAGCCAAGUUCCGACAGAUUGUAUCGGCUGUUCACUACUGUCACCAGAAAAACAUUGUACACAGAGACCUGAAGGCCGAGAACCUCUUGCUGGACGCCGAGGCCAACAUCAAGAUCGCCGACUUUGGCUUCAGCAAUGAGUUCACGCUGGGCUCGAAGCUGGACACGUUCUGCGGGAGCCCCCCGUACGCCGCCCCGGAGCUGUUCCAGGGCAAGAAGUACGACGGGCCGGAGGUGGACAUCUGGAGCCUCGGCGUCAUCCUGUACACCCUCGUCAGCGGCUCCCUGCCCUUCGACGGGCACAACCUCAAGGAGCUGCGAGAGCGAGUCCUCAGAGGGAAGUACCGGGUCCCUUUCUACAUGUCAACAGACUGUGAGAGCAUCCUGCGGAGAUUUUUGGUGCUGAACCCAGCGAAACGCUGUACUCUCGAGCAAAUCAUGAAAGACAAAUGGAUCAACAUCGGCUAUGAGGGUGAGGAGUUGAAGCCAUACACAGAGCCCGAGGAGGACUUCGGGGACACCAAGCGAAUCGAGGUGAUGGUGGGUAUGGGCUACACGCGGGAAGAAAUCAAAGAGGCCUUGACCAGCCAGAAGUACAACGAAGUGACCGCCACCUACCUCCUGCUGGGCAGGAAGACUGAGGAGGGUGGGGACCGGGGCACCCCAGGGCUGGCCCUGGCACGGGUGCGGGCGCCCAGCGACACCACCAAUGGAACAAGCUCCAGCAAAGGCACCAGCCACAGCAAAGGACAGCGGAGUUCCUCCUCCACCUACCACCGCCAGCGCAGGCAUAGCGACUUCUGUGGCCCAUCCCCUGCACCCCUGCACCCCAAGCGCAGCCCAACCAGCACAGGGGAGGCGGAGCUGAAGGAGGAGCGCCUGCCAGGCCGGAAGGCGAGCUGCAGUGCCGUGGGGAGUGGAAGCCGAGGGCUGCCCCCCUCCAGCCCCAUGGUCAGCAGCGCCCACAACCCCAACAAGGCAGAAAUCCCAGAGCGGCGGAAGGACAGUACGAGCACCCCUAACAACCUCCCCCCCAGCAUGAUGACCCGCAGAAACACCUACGUUUGCACAGAACGCCCGGGGGCUGAGCGCCCAUCCCUGUUGCCAAAUGGCAAAGAAAACAGAGCUGGAGAGAAGCCCCCAGAUUGUCACAGCUUCAACAUCCUCUGCUCGGGGACCCCACGGGUGCCCCCCGCCUCCCCCUCCAGUCACAGCCUGGCUCCCCCAUCAGGGGAGCGGAGCCGCCUGGCACGCGGCUCCACCAUCCGCAGCACGUUCCACGGUGGCCAGGUCCGGGACAGGCGGGCAGGGGGCGGGGCAGGUGGGGGCGUGCAGAAUGGGCCCCCCGCCUCUCCCACGCUGGCCCAUGAGGCCACACCCCUGCCCACUGGGCGGCCCCGCCCCACCACCAACCUCUUCACCAAGCUGACCUCCAAACUGACCCGAAGGGUCACAGACGAACCUGAGAGAAUCGGGGGACCUGAGGUCACAAGUUGCCAUCUACCUUGGGAUCAAACGGAAACCGCCCCCCGGCUGCUCCGAUUCCCCUGGAGUGUGAAGCUGACCAGCUCGCGCCCGCCCGAGGCCCUGAUGGCAGCUCUGCGCCAGGCCACGGCAGCUGCCCGCUGCCGCUGCCGCCAGCCACAGCCGUUCCUGCUGGCCUGCCUGCACGGGGGUGCGGGCGGGCCCGAGCCCCUGUCCCACUUUGAAGUGGAGGUCUGCCAGCUGCCCCGGCCAGGCCUGCGAGGAGUUCUCUUCCGCCGCGUGGCGGGCACUGCCCUGGCCUUCCGCACCCUCGUCACCCGCAUCUCCAAUGACCUCGAGCUCUGAGCCGUCACGGCCCUGGGUCCCCUCCUCUUUUCCUCUCCCACUUCGCUUCGGCAGGAGAGAAAGGGGAUCAAGGAGGGGAUUCUCCCUUUGUCAUCACUUCAGUUUCCCUGAAAUGGAUCUGGGGGCAGAGAUUGUCCCCUCUGCUGUUCUCUGGGGCCGCUGGGCAGGAGAGAAGAGCAAAGGGGCUUAGCAGGGGAAGCUGGCACCUUCCUGGAGCCUCCAGCUCGUCCUGUCCCCCCUCACCCUGCCGCGGGGUACCUGAGGAAACUUUGGGGGCAGGGUGGGGGCAGGAAGGGAAACAGGAAACUUCCAUUCCCCCCAACAGCUCAAGAAUUAGGCCUUGGGCAGGGGCAAGAAGAGUUGCUGAGCCUAAAGACUGGAUGGAGAACUGGGGUGGGUGGGGUCGGGAGUGGGGGUCAGAGAGGCAGAUUCCUUCCCCUCCCCAUCCCCUCCUGCUCGAACCCCACUUUCCUGCCCCAGGCUGGCGCGGGGCACUUUGUACAAAUCCUUGUAAAUACCCCCACACCCUCCCCUCUGCAGAGGUCUCCCGAGGAGCUGCCGCUCUCACCUCCGGUUUUUAAGUUAUUACAGCCCCACCCUCCUCCUGUCAGCCCCUCACCUGCAGCCUGUUGCCCAAUAAACUUAGGAAGUCCCCCCUCCCC